This is a messenger RNA of Oncorhynchus kisutch (coho salmon), 5494 nucleotides long. RefSeq names its product RING finger protein 150-like. The transcript has 8 exons. The coding region runs from base 274 to 1632 and encodes 452 amino acids. Lineage: Eukaryota; Metazoa; Chordata; Actinopteri; Salmoniformes; Salmonidae. The record is from RefSeq and is a predicted model, not a curated record.
UUUAGAAAGCUUGUCCAGCUGACUGAUAACAACAUUGCAGGCCGGUCGCUUAGGUAGCAGUAGGCAGGGGGGAGAAGCACGCCUUUACAACCAACUGUUUAAAAACAUUUCUGUCAACAACCAGAAGCUACCUUUAAUCACUUUUCAAAUAUUUCAACUUCAGGGUAGUCCGAAAUCGUAGUCGUCGAGCUUGGAAAGGGGGGAGGCUACCAGCGAGAGGCAGCUUUUAGGCUUGGUGGAGAGGGAAACACUCGCUAUAUCCUCGGACUGAACAUGGCAAUGUCCCUCAUCCAAGCCUGCCGCAGUCUAGCUCUCUCAACAUGGCUGCUAUCCUUUUGCUUCGUGCAUUUGCUGUGCCUGGACUUUACGGUGGCGGAGAAAGAAGAAUGGUACACCGCGUUUGUCAACGUUACUUAUGUGGAUCCCCUGACUUCAGAAAUCAAAACAGAGAAGACUGAGUGUGGAAGAUAUGGCGAGCACUCUCCCAAGAAAGAAGCAAGAGGGCAAGUGUUGAUGCCUUUGCUUUUGCAAGAGAGACAAGCUUGCGACCCGAACGCUAAGUAUCCCCUGCCUUAUCAAAACAAUGCUUGGAUGGCGUUGAUAGCUGCGGGGAAUUGUACAUUCAGAGAUAAAAUUCGCAACGUCGCUGCAUUCCACAACGCAUCUGCAGUCAUAAUUUAUAACGUGGGCUCCACUAAUAUCAACGAUACCAUAACAAUGCCUCAUCAAGGUACGGGGGAUAUCGUGGCGAUCAUGAUUCCGGAACUCAAGGGUCGGGAGAUCGCUGCUCUACUAGAACGCAACGUCACGGUGACCAUGCACAUCACCAUAGGAACGAGGAACCUUCAGAAGUAUGUGAGCAGAACGUCGGUGGUGUUUGUCUCCAUCUCCUUUAUCGUCCUGAUGAUCAUCUCCCUGGCAUGGCUCAUCUUCUACUAUAUACAGCGGUUCAGAUACGCCAACGCUCGCGACCGCAAUCAGGUUGUCUGCUACUAUAUACAGCGGUUCAGAUAUGCCAACGCUCGUGACCGCAACCAGAGACGUCUCGGAGACGCAGCCAAGAAGGCCAUCAGUAAGCUCCAAGUACGAACCAUCAGGAAAGGAGACAAGGAAACGGAGUCUGACUUUGACAACUGUGCUGUGUGCAUCGAGGGCUAUAAAGCGAAUGAUGUUGUUAGGAUAUUGCCGUGCAGGCACAUCUUCCAUAAAAGCUGUGUGGACCCCUGGCUUCUGGACCAUCGGACCUGUCCUAUGUGUAAAAUGAACAUCCUCAAAGCGCUGGGAAUACCACCCAACUUUGACUGUGGAGAUGACAUUCCGCCAGACUAUGAGAUGUCAGUGGGAGGCCCGCCCACCAACGCAAUCACAGGGGCCAGAGACAUCACGGUGAACGGGGAGGAGAGCUCGGGGGUGCUGGACACGGACAUGGACAGGACUAUAGGGCUGCCUCAGGUCUACCACGACGCCCACGAGACACUACCACAGGCUGGGGACAGCCGACACAUCGCCAGCAGUGAGCACCAGCCCCCACUGAGCAGCGACUCGGACACCUCCCUUAUCUUGGCUGUGGAGGUGGGUCUUUCCGACAUGGAGCUCUCCCUCGGGCACGACCGUGACGAGGUCAAGUCCUGAGCCAAUCAGAGCCAAGUAGGAAGGAAGCUCCCGGGGUCGACUUGGAGAUGAGAAACGGGACCGAAGGGGCAGCGCCUGGCCCCCUGAUGGGAGGUAGUGGCUCCAAAUAAAUAAGAGACAAGCAAGCAAUAGAACCCAUAGCUGUGCAACGCACCUAUCUGUCCCCACUGCCUCAUCUACAGGGUCCUCCUGUCCUGCCUCCCUUUUCUGACUGCUGUCACGUUCAGUGCCCAUGGAAACCAGGCAGCCAAUCACAGCUCUUGUCAUUAGCCUCUGGACUGGGGGUAUAGUUUAGCACCUCUGUUAGUUGUCUCCAUGUCACCAUCACUUUAUUGACUCUUUGGACAUGUGACAUUUUGAUUUCUUUCUACGAGAUCCUCACUGCCAACGUAUUCCAGAAUUAAACACGGAAAUCUUUACACCAUGUUAUAGGAAUAUCUAUUUAUACUGUGUAUGGUCAAUAUAAGCCUCCUGUAGCAUGGGCUUUGAGUGUCAUAAACAGUUAGUGCGUGUUCUGAGUGACCAGCAUUUACAUGUGGUAAACUUGAAGCUGAUAUUUUUUCACCAUCUCUGCUUGAAAUAAUUUCCAUAACAUUCAACGCUGUUGGUAUUGUAGCAUUUAUACUAUGCACAUGUUGUCAAGAAUUUCUGAAUAUCCGAUUGUUAAAUUGCAUCCUUAUCCUUAAUUUAGGGGUCUUUAGGACUAUCGUUUAUUUCCACUUCUGAAGUACUGUACACCCUGUGUUGUGGGGACCAACUACGAGUUUGUUUUACCACACCAGUUGAGAAUCACAGACCACGGUAAUGGAGAUUUAUAGUGAUGACAUCAGCUACAGCCCUGUUUCAAACUGCUAAAGCUUUAUUAGCACCGCCAGUAACACCGCACAGGAGGCAAUAGUAGUGGCUGUUUGUUCAUGAAGAACAGAUGGGAAUUUAAUUCCAUUUUAAUGUCACGUCAUCUCCCAGUCGAGCCACCCAAUAGCAUGUGGUGCAAUCUUCUGUUACCUAACAUAACGUGUGUCUGCAGUGAUGUGCAUUUGCUCUGUGCCAAGUUCUUGCAGUUUUAGUUUUUUGUAUUGAUGUUGCUUCUGUUUCUAGAAGCCAAAGCAAGAUGGCAUUGUGGGUGUUGUUGAGUUCACCCAUUGGUUGGAUAGUGAAAAGCACAUCGAAGUUGUCUGUUGAUAAAAGUAAAUGACAUUUGACUAUAUCUGAACUCGGUGUAUUAGAUAGCCCCUCGUCUGAGACAUCCCAGACCUAGGGCAACCGCACUAGUAUGCUGGAACAUUGGUACAUUGUGGGAAGCAACUGGUCCAUCUAGAGAGACUAGAUAGCCCCUUGGUGAAGGAAUACCAUGCAUUGGUUGUGGCUUUGGUUGACUGUGAAUUCAUUAUGAAAUAGUUGACUAAACCCUGUUGCAGAUAGUUUGUACCUCCUUAGUCAUUUCUUCUGAGGAUAAAACUUUUUUUUUCUUCCUAUGAUGAAUUUCAAAAUGGCCGUUUUUUUUGUACAUUCGUCGUGUAGGGAAACGAAAGUCUGACGAACAGCAUUUAUUUUAGUAUGAAUAUAAGUUUAUUUUUGUAAGAAAAAGAAAAUGGAGGUAAAUGUUUACAGUCCAGGAGAAAUGGAGAAAGAGAAUAGUUGCCUGGUUUCAAGAGCUCACUGGUAAUGCUAAUGCAUUUUGAAUGACAUGUAUUAAUUCAUGGUUUAUGUCCUUCCUCCCCCGAUUUUGACUACUGCUCUGUAAUUGUAUCAAAGGCCAUUUUUUUUAUUUGAGUUUGAUUCCUCUCUCCUUUGGGGUCCCCUCAAGGUUCUCAACACAUUCAUUUAUUUACAAAUGUGUACUUUCAUCCUUAACAUAUGAUAAUCCUAUAUUACUUUAAUAUGCAACUUAGAUUAGAUUUUCGGACUAAAAUCUGCAUGAAAUGGCACAAGGCCACUGUUGUCAUCAAGCAUCUACUAUUUGAUACUGCGUUUCUCUUCCUUACUAUGCGUUCGUUCAUUUAAUCAUUGGUUCCUUUAGGCCGCCAACCAAUCAACAACCAAUCAACUCCCAGUUAUGUAAGAAGCUCAUAUUACCCAUAACCCCCACAUGUCCAUGUCAAUUAGAGAAGGAUUACAGAAUCUAUGGGAGAAUGUUGAUAUCUCCCACGCUUAUGCAUUAGGUACAUCUGUAUGCCCUCCUAGUGUGUCAGACUCCUUACAUUUAGCUGUUGAUAUCUCCCAUGCUUAUGCAUUAGGUACAUCUGUAUGCCCUCCUAGUGUGUCAGACUCCUUACAGUUAGCUGUUGAUAUCUCCCAUGCUUAUGCAUUAGGUACAUCUGUAUGCCCUCCUAGUGUGUCAGACUCCUUACAUUUAGCUGUUGAUAUCUCCCAUGCUUAUGCAUUAGGUACAUCUGUAUGCCCUCCUAGUGUGUCAGACUCCUUACAGUUAGCUUUGUUUUGCAGUAUCAGUUUGUGAAAUACACUACAUCUGUGUGAUUAAUAUUGUAUAAGCGUCAUAAAUGUAUAUUUUGAUUAAUCGACUGAAUGGAGACUGAAGAGUGAUGCAUUGAACAUGCCUCAGUUAAAAGCAUAUUCUUCUCAGUUAUGGUCACUUUUUGCGUUCCAAUUCUCCACACUUUUCACUAAGUGUGCACACUUCACGUAAUGGAUUUUAUAAUGGUGGAAACGCCCUCCAGCCAAUGUUUACACCAAUCCAGUGCUUUUAAAUCAGUGAUGGGAACUGCACGGUAUGGGAGAAGGGAAGAGAAUGGGGAUUGAGUCAUGGAGGUGUGUGCCACCAUAACUCAUGGUAUCCUUGGCCAGAAUACUAGAGAUCCAUUAAAAUAUGGUAGUCUCAUCUAGCCUCUCCACACACAGCUCUACAGUUGAUACUAUGGGCUGAGGGCCCUAGAAACAACUAACAGCAUUUGAUUUCCCUCUGGGAGUUGGUUUCACACACACACACUACACAGUUUCCAUGUGCCCAUUUGUUUGUAUUGCACAGGGGGACAAGAUAAGAGGAAGCAAUUAAGCUCAGGGGGCAUUUUGUACCAGAAGGAGGGUUUUGAUAGAUCCUGAUUGUACUGUGUGUGUGUGUGUGUUUGACAUCUUCACUUGUGUGAAGCCAGAACAUUUAAAAGCCUUUAAUUGUUUCCUGUUUCAUGCAAGGGGUCGUGUUUAAUUGACUUGACUUCCUGAAAGGUCAUUCUCUCAUUCUCAAACUUCUUACGUCCACUUAUUCCAACAACUCUUUUUUUAAAUGAUCAUGAAGAAGCGAAGGCCUUGAUUUGAACGUAAUUUGAAUGAAUAUCUGUGAUAUUCGUAAUGAACACUUAUAGAAACCGGGGUGUUCUUCCAAAUAUAAAGUAAUGAAUGCACAUAUUAUAAUCUUUAUAGUAGGUUAUUGUUUACCCCAAUGAUGGUAUAAUUAUGUUAGGUAUACAUAAAAUUACAUAAUAGAAACUCAUCAUUUAAAUAUAGCUUUGAGUUCUCUGUCUUUAACUGGUUGUGUACCAGUUGUGUACUACCUAGAAUGCACUUUUUCACUUGAAGGAGAGUUCUGUAUACUACAACGAAAUGGCACAAAACAUCUUUUGAAUACGGUUGACCUUAAAUGCGGUUGACAGUUGACACAACCAUGUUUUUAAGAGAGAUGGCUACAAUAUUGGAAAUGGCACAUUACAUAAUUGUCACUGUAUAUGUGCUGUUUAAGAGUCUGUGUUAUUUUAUCUAGACUUGUAUACCAGCUGUGGGUUUGGGGAAUGUUAUGAAAAUGUUGUAUGCUAUAUCUAGCAGAACUCUACAGUAUUGCUAUUUUGUUAUAUAGAGGAAUAUGUAAAUAUUUUGGGCAGUGUUAAUGAUAUACAGUACAGUUCUAUAG